CUCAACGUCUGAAUGACUGACGUUUGAUGAGAGUCACAAAUAGUAGAGGACGACAAGAAAUCAGCAGCAGCUCAACCAGUCCAGCGGACCAGUAAUCCAGUAGUACGAUAGAGCCGCACGUGUCUGCGGUAUGAGAGGAGCACAAGGAGCCUUGCUUUCCUUGCCUGCCUGCCAGCUUCCAUCCAUCCUAUCUAUAUAUCCUCCAAUUCAAUUCUUCCUUGCUUCGUUCAUCCUCCUCCGUCCUAUCCGGGAGGAAAGGAGCUACGUAGAUGGAGCAGCCGCAGGUGGUGCCGGCGGCGAACAAGAACAAGUCGUCAUCGUCUUGUCGGUUCCGGCGGGUGUGCGUCUUCUGCGGUAGCAGCCCCGGGAAGAAGGCGGCCUACCAGCUCGCCGCCGUCCAGCUCGGCCACCACCUGGUGGAGCGCGGCAUCGACCUGGUGUACGGCGGCGGCAGCGUCGGGCUGAUGGGUCUCGUCUCCCGCACCGUCCACAACGGCGGCGGCCACGUGCUGGGGAUCGUGCCCAAGGCCGUGCUGCCGCGGGAGCUCAUCGGCGACACGCCGGGGGAGCUCAAGGACGUGUCCGGGAUGCACCAGCGGAAGGCCGAGAUGGCGCGCAAUUCCGACGCCUUCAUCGCGCUCCCGGGUACACUCUACGCUGCCUGCUUGCGUUGGAUUGGAUUGGAUUGGAUCCUGGCAUCAUCCUCCUGCUCUGAUGACUAUAUAUAUAUAUGGUUAUUAGGUGGCUACGGCACUCUGGAGGAGCUCCUUGAGGUGAUCACCUGGGCUCAGCUGGGCAUCCACAACAAGCCGGUGGGCCUGCUCAACGUCGACGGCUACUACGACUCGCUGCUCUCCUUCGUCGACAAGGCCGUCGAGGAAGGCUUCGUCACCCCCGCCGCGCGCCACAUCGUCGUCGCCGCCCGCACGCCCCACGACCUGCUCGCCAAGCUCGAGGACUACGUGCCCGUGCACGACGCAGCCUCGCCCAAGCUCACCUGGGAGAUGGACCAGAUCAUCAAGUCAUCAUCCGACACCAAUAAUAACAUCUCAUCAUACUUCUCACGCUAGCAAGCUGCAAGCCUAUUGCUGUGCUUAAUUUGCUAUUCAUUCACAACAAACAACAACAACAACAUUAAUUAUAUUGGAUUGUUCUUAAUUUGCUAAUCAUUACUACUAAUCUAGCUAGCUUCAACAGCUCAGGACACUAGCUACAUGCAGCAUGUAGAUAGACAGUCAACCCUCACUUCAUUUUCUUGCUUCUUAAUUUAUAUAUUAUCUUUCUCCAUCUCUGUAAAUACAUAAUACACUUACGGUACUAUUAUUGCUGUGCUGUAAUAUAAUGUUAUUGCAUUUGUUCCGGCUUGCCUUCAA
Molecule: messenger RNA, 1373 nt
Organism: Panicum virgatum (switchgrass)
Lineage: Eukaryota; Viridiplantae; Streptophyta; Magnoliopsida; Poales; Poaceae
Product: cytokinin riboside 5'-monophosphate phosphoribohydrolase LOG3-like
Exons: 3
Coding region: 270-1070 (266 amino acids)
Biological process (GO): cytokinin biosynthetic process
Cellular component (GO): nucleus; cytosol
Molecular function (GO): hydrolase activity, hydrolyzing N-glycosyl compounds
Source: RefSeq, a predicted model, not a curated record